AAGCAUUCCCAGAUCGUAUUCCCCCCGGGUUCUUCGCCGCAGCAAAAUCCGCUUCUACCUUUUCCUGAAACCUUGCCUGCCCAUAACUCUCUUACAUCUAUUUCGAUCGAAAUUGCUAUGAUUCGUCGGAAAUAUUUGAGUUGGGCUGUAGUGUGCCUUUUGGUACUUUCGACUUUUUCUGACCCGUCCGUAUCUGAACCACAAUCCCGUUGGGCUGCCAAGAAAAAACGCAUGAGAGAGAAAGCUCGCGAGAUGUUUUACCAUGCUUAUGACAACUACAUGACUCAUGCAUUCCCGCAUGAUGAGCUAAAGCCUCUGACCAAAACAUUCACGAACUCCCUUAGUGAGCUCGGAAAUUUGAAGCUUGAACACUUGCCUCAAGACUAUAAUGGAUCAGCCCUUACACUUAUUGAAUCAUUGUCUAGCCUGAUUAUUAUGGGCAACAACACUGAAUUCAAGAGGGCAGUGCUCUGGCUUUCUGAAAAUCUAACAUUUGAUGUUGAUGCACGAAUAAAUCUUUUUGAGUGCAACAUUAGAGCUCUUGGAGGACUUGUCUCUGCUCAUCUUCUUGCAUCAGAUUCUGCAAAUAAUUUUUUUCAAGGAGACUACAAAAAUCAGCUGCUAGUACUGGCUGAAGAUUUAGGGAACCGCUUUCUGCCAGCAUUUAAUACACCCACGGGUUUGCCAUAUGCAUGGAUCAACUUAAAGUAUGGAGUGAUGGAGAAUGAGACUACAGAAACGAGCACUUCGGGUUGUGGUUCUUUGAUUCUUGAAAUGGGUGCUUUAUCAAAAUUGACUGGUGAUCCUAUAUAUGAAUCAGUGGCUUUACGUGCUCUUCACAAGCUAUGGAGCAUGCGGAGUUCAUUAAAUUUAUUUGGAACUACUCUAGAUGUGGAAACUGGGGAAUGGAUAGAAUUUUCAUCAGGAAUUGGAGCGGGGGUUGAUUCAUUCUACGAGUAUCUUCUUAAAGCCCAUAUCCUUUUUGGGAAGGAAGACUUCUGGAGAAUGUUUCAUUCUGCUUGUGUUGCUGUGCAGAAAUAUUUCAGACAUGGUCCUUGGUACCAUGAAGCUGAUAUGAGGACAGGAAGGGCAACUUAUUGGCAACUUACAAGUCUUCAAGCAUUUUGGCCUGGCCUACAGGUUCUUAUUGGGGACAUUACUGCUGCUAAUUCAACACAUCGUGAGUUCUACCAUGUGUGGGAGAAAUUUGGAGUGCUUCCAGAGAGGUAUUUGUUGAACCAUCAGAUGCUGCAUCCUGCUGAAAAAUAUUAUCCAUUGCGCCCUGAAUUUGCAGAGUCAACAUUCUAUUUAUAUCAAGCAACUAAAGAUCCAUGGUAUAUUAAAGUGGGUGAAACAAUAAUUAAUUCCCUCAACGCAUACACCAAAGUUGAAGGUGGAUUUGCAAGCGUCAGGGAUGUGAAAACAAUGGAGCUGGAAGAUCAUCAGCAUAGUUUUUUCCUUGCUGAAACGUGCAAAUAUUUAUAUCUUCUAUUUGAUGAUUCAUUUUUAAAAGAUGGUAAUUACAUAUUUACCACUGAAGGCCAUCCCCUUCCAGUACUAAGUGUUUGGCAAGAAAGGCUCCCAGAAACUUACAUUCCUACUAAUUGGACUUACAUGAAGGAUGGGAAAGCAUACAAAAUAAGUGCAAUGUCAAUGCAAGUAUGUCCAGCGGUGACUCUAAGUUCAGGAAAACAUAUUGAGAGUGGAUGCCAUGUACCUGACGCUCGCAGUGACCACAGGUGUUUCGCCGAUGAAGAUUGUGGAGUUGACUCCACAACAUGCAGAAGAAGGUCAUGUAGUAUGGCUGGUUAUUGUGGCUUAUGGCUCUCCAUAUGAUUCAUCAUGCUGUUUCAUUUUACGCACAUUUUUUCACCCUCCUAAUAUGUCGAAAUCCCAUGAUGAUUUAGAAAUUAGAAUCCAGGAAGUUUUUUCGAUAUUUAUUGUUUAACAAUAUCUGAUUUUGUAAAAUGGGAGAGGGAGAAUAAAUUAAUAGGCGUACGUCUCGCGUUCUCUUUUU
Messenger RNA from Neltuma alba, 2017 nucleotides. Its product is annotated as alpha-mannosidase I MNS5-like. Gene Ontology annotation, cellular component: membrane. Gene Ontology annotation, molecular function: calcium ion binding; mannosyl-oligosaccharide 1,2-alpha-mannosidase activity. Bases 118 to 1836 code for a protein of 572 amino acids. NCBI's taxonomy places the organism in Eukaryota, Viridiplantae, Streptophyta, Magnoliopsida, Fabales, Fabaceae. Gene Ontology annotation, biological process: carbohydrate metabolic process; endoplasmic reticulum mannose trimming; mannose trimming involved in glycoprotein ERAD pathway. The record is from RefSeq and is a predicted model, not a curated record. The transcript is spliced from 15 exons.